This is a messenger RNA of Toxorhynchites rutilus septentrionalis, 1443 nucleotides long. Its product is annotated as trichohyalin-like. Bases 1 to 1443 code for a protein of 480 amino acids. The record is from RefSeq and is a predicted model, not a curated record. The transcript has a single exon. Lineage: Eukaryota; Metazoa; Arthropoda; Insecta; Diptera; Culicidae.
AUGGGGAAACGAGCUUGUCAGAUUUUCGUGAAAUAUUUUCCGGAAAUACAAGGGGGAAAGGGAACUUCCAAAGCGGGAGCGAAACAAUCGAAUAGUGAGAUCAAUCGGGUGAUUGAAGAGGUUAGGAACGAAAUAGGAGUGCUGAGCGAAACGAUGAAAGGGAAUACUCUGGGAGAAGUAAAAGAGAGUCAAAAUGAAAAUGCGGUGGAGGCGGGAAAUGUGUCCAUAGAAUCGAAGGAAAGUGAGAUAGAAUCAUCAGUGAGAAGAUCAGAUGAAAUGAUGUUAUAUUUAAAAGAUUUUGAGGAGGGAAAAUUAGAAAACGCGGCAAGUUUAGUUGAAAUUUUCAAAUCGUUUGUGGUACAAACAAGAGAACAGCAAAAGCUCAUGAGAGAGAAAGAGAUCGAGGCAGAGAGGAAAAGAGAACGUGAGGUCAAAGAAAAUAGAGAUCGGAAAAAGCGUCUCGAAAAAUUGCUAAUGAAUUUGAAUGAACAGUUAAGAACCAAUAUCAAUACACAUACGCAGAAUGAACCAGAUCGAGCUUUGAAACAGACGAUGAGCAUAAAAAUUGAAUCCGAUGAAGAAGAGCUUUCGAAUACAGAUAGCGUAGAAGGCGAAACUGAAGGCAGAUUCGAGGAGAUUAAAAAGUCUGAUAAGAGAUUGGAACAGAUGGAAAAAUUAGCAUGUCAGAAAAUUAAAGGAAUGAAUCUGAAAAAAGGCAAUACGUUUCUUUCGGAAAAGAAUAACGAUAGACGUCACAGAGAAAAUAGAUAUUCAUCGUAUUCAUCUAGUGGUACAGAUAGCCUAGACUGGGACAGUUCGAGUACACGAAGUACCUCAGAAUCCAGUCUGGAUAGGAAAAGCAAGAAAAAUAUCAAGAAAGGGAAGCAAACAUUCGACAAACUGAAGAGAAUUCCAGUGUCGGAGUGGAGGGUUAAAUAUGACGGGAAAGAUCAGGGGAGACGAGUGGCGGAAUUUCUAAAGGAAAUUGAACUGAGAAGGAAAUCGGAAAAAAUAUCUGAGCGGGAAUUGUUUCGAGGAGCUAUCCACUUAUUUACAGGGAGAGCAAAAGAUUGGUUCAUGGAGGGGUACGAGAAUCGUGAUUUUCGAAAUUGGCAUGAACUCAAACGAGAAUUAAAGCGUGAGUUUUUACCACCAGAUCUGAACUUUCAGAUAGAAAUUCAGGCAACCAACCGUCGUCAAGCUCGAGGAGAAAAGUUCGUGGACUAUUUCCACGACAUGAUAAAACUUAUCCAGUCUAUGACAAGACCAAUGUCAGAGAGAAGAAAAUUCGAAGUCAUAUGGCGAAACAUGCGAUUUGACUACAAAAAUGCAAUGAUUGGAGCUGGUAUAAGGUCAUUGCCAAAAUUGAAGAAAUAUGGUCGAAUGGUAGAUGAAAAUUAUUGGAACAUUUAUCAGAAACCAACAGAAAAUCAAUAUCGUUAA